GACUAUCUUAUCCUUCAACUUCUUCUCUCUCUUCAUCCUGACCGUCGGAUUAGAUUACCAAGUGCUCGGCUUGACAACAGCAACAACAACAAAGGCCUCAGGUGAGAGGUAUGUUCAGAUGCGGGCGGGUGCACCGUUCAAGAUAGCGCUGUUUGCUGACCUGCAUUUUGGGGAGGCCACGUCGACUGACUGGGGUCCACUCCAGGACGUGAACUCAACAAGAGUUAUGAACACUGUACUUGACGAUGAAACUCCAGAUUUUGUUAUAUACCUUGGAGAUGUUAUUACGGCCAACAAUAUACCAAUUGCAAAUGCCAGCUUGUACUGGGAUCAGGCAAUCUCUCCAACAAAAUCGAGAGGUAUUCCAUUUGCCAGUGUGUUUGGAAACCAUGAUGAUGCACCAUUUGAAUGGCCGAAGGAGUGGUUUCCAGCCCCUGGAAUUCCUCCACUUAUUUGCCCAGCAGUCAACUCAACACAUUCAGUGAAUGAAAGAUGUAGCCAUUUGGUUUUUGGUGUUGUGGAUACGCGCCCUCCACAAGUUAUCUCAAAUGCUCAAGCGGAAUGGUUCCAGAACAAAUCUGAAGAGAUCAACCCUAACUCAAGUUUAGUGUUACCUGACAGUAUGCCCGAGCUAAUAUUCUGGCAUAUCCCAAGUCAAGCAUAUAAUAAAGUUGCUCCACAGUUUGGAAUUCACAAGCCCUGUGUAGGCUCAAUUAACAAAGAAAAUGUUUCUUCUCAAGCAGCUGAAUUGGGUAUCAUGGAUCUUCUUGUUAAAAGACCUUCUGUCAAGGCAAUAUUUGUUGGACAUAAACAUGGAUUGGAUUGGUGCUGCCCCUAUGAGAAACUCUGGCUCUGUUUUGCUAGGCAUACUGGUUAUGGUGGCUAUGGAGACUGGCCUAGAGGAGCUAGAAUUAUAGAAAUCACUCAGCAGCCUUUCUCCUUUAGAACUUGGAUAAGGAUGGAGGACAGUAUAGUACACAGCAACGUUGUGCAUGGAAGUACCAAUCAAUUGAGUUACAAAACUUUUGACCAAAUGAUAGUUACUUUGUUAUGUUAUUUUAUUUGUUUAAUUUUUUAAUUUUUGUUAAGAAUAUAAAGAGAGAGGCA
Molecule: messenger RNA, 1107 nt
Organism: Quercus lobata
Lineage: Eukaryota; Viridiplantae; Streptophyta; Magnoliopsida; Fagales; Fagaceae
Product: probable inactive purple acid phosphatase 16
Exons: 6
Coding region: 119-1078 (319 amino acids)
Cellular component (GO): cytoplasm
Molecular function (GO): hydrolase activity, acting on ester bonds
Source: RefSeq, a predicted model, not a curated record